This is a messenger RNA of Didymella exigua CBS 183.55, 950 nucleotides long. RefSeq names its product histone-fold-containing protein. The coding region runs from base 279 to 554 and encodes 91 amino acids. Lineage: Eukaryota; Fungi; Ascomycota; Dothideomycetes; Pleosporales; Didymellaceae. Gene Ontology annotation, molecular function: DNA binding; protein heterodimerization activity; structural constituent of chromatin. Gene Ontology annotation, biological process: nucleosome assembly. The transcript has 4 exons. The record is from RefSeq and is a predicted model, not a curated record.
GCAGCACCCAUAUCCCCUCACCACCACUGUGCCAUGGUAAACGAACGGCCGAAGAUGUCCGGCGGGAUGCUACGAUUUGGUGGCGCACCUCGGCCAGAAUUCGCUCGUCCGCCUGGUUCUCAAACGGCAUCUUCGUUGGCUUCGCGCGCGUCCCAGCUCGGAAUUGGUCUUGGAAAGGGAGGGAAAGGCUUCGGUCUGGGUAAAGGCAGGGGCGUCAAGCGGCAUCAUUAAGUGCUCCGUUUCGCGUUCAUCGUAUAGUUCUUCCACUAAUUAAUCUCAUGGAGAUACUGCGGGAUACUAUCCAGGGUGUGACCAAAGGAGACAUUCGAAGACUGGCUCGUCGAGGCGGCGUGAAGCGCAUCUCAGCUACUAUCUACGAUCACGCUCGACAAGCUCUCAAAUCCCGACUGAGCGACAUCUUGCGCAAGGUAGUAGCUGUCGUGGAGCACACUGGCCGCAAGACCGUCUGCAUGACCGAUAUCAUCUUCAUUCUCAAUCGCCAAGGACGCCACCUCUACGGCUUCGAUCCCUCAUUCAUGGGACGUCUUUCAUAAGACGAAGAGCGUACGGGGUCACCACAGACAUCCAAGAAACGAUAUAUCACCGCGUGACUCAGCGUAAGCAGGCCUUUCAUCGACUGGAAGCAGGUUUCAUCCGUUUGAGAAAAGACUUGCUCCACCUGGCGCCGGGUAAUGGUCACCGUCCCCACCUUCAUGAUUGUUUUGGUUCGUUCUGUAGGAGUAGGAGUUGGAUUAUGGCAUGGAUAGGGAGCGGCACAAGAAAAUUACGAGAGCUACAUCUUGAUAUUGGAGGACUUUCGAACGUUCGGAAGAAGACGCUUUGCAGGAACCAGGCGCGCAGAAGGGGCAAAGUUGGAAGGCGUGGGCAUCUGAUGGGUAUGCAAAUAUACGUGCAAAGCUGCACACGGCAAUAUACCGCCUGGAGCAAUC